Naegleria fowleri is the source of this 1572-nucleotide messenger RNA. RefSeq lists its product as uncharacterized. NCBI's taxonomy places the organism in Eukaryota, Heterolobosea, Eutetramitea, Acrasida, Naegleriidae. Gene Ontology annotation, molecular function: ATP hydrolysis activity; ATP binding. The transcript is spliced from 2 exons. The coding region runs from base 1 to 1572 and encodes 523 amino acids. The record is from RefSeq and is a predicted model, not a curated record.
AUGGCGCAAACUACGAGCUCGUUGGCUCAUCAUCACCACGGAGGAAAACUUCUCCAAUCCACAGUUGAAGCGCUCACCUCCGACAAUAAUUCUUCUUCAACAUCAUCAUCACUAUUAUCUAGUUUGUGGAUGAAAUUUAUUCAAAUGGCAAAGUCGUUGAACAUUGGGCACUUUUAUUUGUUUUUGGGAAGUUUAGGAUUAGGAACCGUUUGGUAUACGAGUAUUAAUUAUUUUAUACAGAGAAGUUUUGUGAGCAAAUUAUAUAUUAGUAGCAACGAUGAGGCCUUUCAUUGGUUUAUGUUUUGGUUGGCUGAAAACAAGUAUAGCCAAGAAGCCAACCACUUUGCAAUUCUAUCUUCAAAAACUCAUGUGGAUUUUUCAAGCUUCAAACACAAUCCAUCGGAAAAGGAUAAACAUUCAAUUCCAAUCAAAUUCAUCCCAUCGCCGGGAGUGCAUUUUCUAAAGUACAAGGGAAAGAGCAUUAAAAUUGAGUACGAAAGAACACUUACACCAUCUUCCAACUCUGGUUCAAAUAAUGCAUCUCACAAUGAGCAGCUUAUUGUCAGUUGUCUAAGCACUUCUCCAACAUUUUUGAAAAACUUUAUUACAGAUUGUCAACAGAAAUAUUUAGAGUCCAAGCAUGGAAAAACAUUGAUUUAUCUACCUGAUGCUUAUUGCGAUUUUUGGGAGCCAAGAAUUUCAAAACUGAAAAGACCCCCAAAUACUGUUAAAUUGCAAUCCAACAUUUUUGAGAAGUUAUCGAUUGAUGCUAGAAACUUUCUUUCUCUGGAAAAAUGGUAUAAUGAUCAUGGAAUUCCUUUUAGAAGAGGUUACUUGCUGUAUGGGCCUCCUGGAACUGGAAAAACCAGUACUGUUACAGCUUUGGCAGGGGCUCUUGAUAAGAAUAUUUGCUGUAUUAACAUUAGUAACAAAAAUCUCAAUGAUGACAACUUGAACAGCCUUCUAUUGAACACCCCCUACAAUUCUAUUAUUUUAUUGGAGGAUAUUGAUGCAUGUUUCGCAACAGUGGAAUCAAAGAAGAGAACUGUACAUCCAUCACAGCUAAAGGCUGAACCUGAAGAAACUUCUGAAGUUGCAUCUCAAGGAACAUCAGGAUCUAACGUGACAUUGGGAGGUUUGUUAAAUUGUAUUGAUGGAGUUGUUGCGCAAGAAGGAAGAAUUUUGUUCAUGACUACCAACCAUAUCCAUCGCUUACCAGAUGCAUUAAUCAGGCCAGGUAGAAUAGAUGUCAAGUAUCUGAUUGAUUAUGCUGACGAAACUCAAACUAGAGAAUUGUUUCUCAAUUUUUAUCCUCGUGAGUUUGAACUAGCUGACAAGUUUUGUCAACAGCUCUUUUCUAGGGCCGACAAGGAGCAUCAACGACGAUUCACUUGCGCAGAAUUACAGGGCCACUUUAUGUCAUACAAGCAUGACCCAGCUUCUGCUGUUUCCAACACGCCAGAUCUCAUCAACUUUGAUCUUAGAAGAGGCUUGAAUGUGAUACCUCAUCAGAGCCAAGAAAAUGGAUCACAUUUCGGAUCACAAGCUGUACACGAAAAGGAGAUUUUUUGA